Molecule: messenger RNA, 12737 nt
Organism: Petromyzon marinus (sea lamprey)
Lineage: Eukaryota; Metazoa; Chordata; Hyperoartia; Petromyzontiformes; Petromyzontidae
Source: RefSeq, a predicted model, not a curated record
GGCGCCGCGUUUCCCUUCGGCGCGCGGCCUUUUCUUUCGCGUCGCUCGCGCCGUUGCGUGCGCGCUUUUGUUGCGGUUGUUGGGGCGCAGGGAGGCUGCCGCGCGCGGGAUGAGAGGGGUCGAGGCCGCCGUCGGUUUGGCGGGGGCCACAGCGCGCCCGCCAUUUUAAUCGGCACGGCUCAGCGCAAAGGCGGGUUUUGUCCGUCCCGUUUUCGCGCCGAUGUUGACGUGUAACCGUGAUCGUCGUUUGGUGACUGGGUGGUUUAAUUGUUAGUCGAGAUGGUAGAUGGGAGCGCAUGGUGCCGCGAAGCCGACGCUCGCUGCUAUUGGGCGCAGGCCCGCAUCUAGGCCAAAGCCUUUCUGUUUGCCUGGUUUUACUGCCGGUUAAGGGGGAGGUUGGUGAUAAUGUAAUCCAAGCCGCGGAGUUACAAAAAUAACAAGGAUACCAAGUGUUGAUCUCUACAAGGCGUGAGUGAACCUUUCAGCUGGCUCUUCAUCUGAACGGCACGGGCGCCAGAGAGAGGCUGACUGACACUCAGGAGAGCAUGUCUGCGAUACCAGCCGCGCCGCAGGGCGCUCAGCCUGCCACCGCAGCGGCCACCACCGCCAGCCAGAGUGCCAACCCGGCUCCCCCCGAGACAUCCAGCCCUGUCAAGCCAGGCCGGCUCACCAAUCAGCUGCAGUACCUGCAGAAGGUGGUCAUGAAGGCCUUGUGGAAGCAUCAGUUUGCCUGGCCCUUCCAUCAUCCCGUCGAUGCUGCCAAGCUCAACCUGCCGGAUUACUACAACAUUAUCAAGAACCCGAUGGACAUGGGAACCAUCAAGAAGAGACUGGAGUCAAACUUUUACUUCACAGCUGUGGAGUGCAUCCAGGACUUCAGCACCAUGUUUACAAACUGCUACAUCUACAAUCGGCCCAACGACGACAUUGUGCUCAUGGCGCAGACGCUGGAGAAGUUCUUCCUGCAGAAGGUGGCCGAGAUGCCUGUGGAGGAGAUAGAGCUGGCGCAGCCCGUGCCACGUGGGCCCAGAGGCCGGGGUCGCAAGUCGACAGCCGCCAUGUCGCCGGGCGGGCUAGGCCAGCAGCAGGCGGUGCCGGCGGGCGGAGUGGCGGGGACGCGGUUGCCGGGCCAGACAACGCCCCAGCGGCCUCCCAGGGCAGCCGCACUGGCGGCAGCGGCAGCCAGCGCUCAGCAAGUCUCCAACGCAGACUCGCCCCCGUCUGGAUACUCUCCCCCUCAUGUGGUGCAGCGCUCGACGCCGGCCCGUCCCGUCGCUCCCCCCACCCCCGCCAUCCCACCGGCCGCCACCCCGCCGCGCCAGCCCGCCCCUCCGCGGCAGCCGGCACCUCCGCGGCAGCCGGCCACGCCGCGGCAAGCGAUCGCCCCGCCGCUGGCCCCCCCUCCUCCUCGGCAGGUCGCGCCCCCUCCUCGGCAGCCCGCGCCGCUGAGGCCGGCCACGCCGCCGCGGCAGCAGGUGCCCCCAAGGCAACCGGCGCCGCUGCGCCAGCCCGCCCCGAGUGUGGCCCGUCAACCGGCGCCGCCGAGGCAACCGGGCCCGCCAAGGCAGGCUGCGCCGAUCCGGCAAGCUGCGCCGAUCCGGCAGCCUGCUCCGGGACCCCGGCAACCUGUGCCGCCCCGACAAGGCGUCCCACCAAUAAGGCAUCCAGCCCCGCUGAUACAGACUCAUCCUAACUUCCAGCCUGUACAGCAGCAGCACCAGCCGGCCGGACCGAGGGGCCCCAGUGUGCCUGCCGGCGUGGGCAGCGCCGUGGUGGCGAGCGCCGUGUCCAGUCAGCCGGCCUCGCAGACGCAGCUCAUGUCGCAGCCCAUGGUGUCGCUCACGCCGCUCAAUAUCCAAGCCUUGCCGCAGCCGGUGCCGUCUGUCGCCACACCGCCAGCGUCCAAGGCGCAGCGCAAAGGCGUCAAGAGGAAAGCAGACACCACCACGCCGGUGCCCUUGGCGCUGGCAGACAGCGAAGAGCCCACGCCGCCCAGGGUGCUGGCGCGACGCGAGAGUGCGCGCCCCGCCAAGAUGCUGCACAAAGACCUCCCCGACUCGCAACAGGUGCAGGCGGCUGCUGCUGCUGCUGCUGCUGCUCCCCAGCAGGUGGUUGCGGUGCAGCAGCAGCAGCAGCAGCAGGCGGCUUCCACGAAAACCAUGACAAUGACCACCACCACCACCACGCCAACAGCGACGGUGGCCACCGUCACCAACGCGACGCCGCAGCAGACGCCGCAGCAGCCGGGGCACGGCAGACGCGUGCGGCAGAUGUCGGAACAGCUCAAGCACUGCAGCUCCAUCAUCAAGGAAAUGCUUGCGAAGAAGCAUGCGGCAUACGCGUGGCCCUUUUACAAGCCGGUCGACGCUGAGUCCCUCGGCCUUCACGACUACCACGACAUUAUCAAGCACCCCAUGGACCUGAGCACCAUUAAGGUGAAGCUGGACAAUCGGGAAUAUGCCGCGGCCCACGAAUUUGCAGACGACAUGAGGCUCAUGUUCUCCAACUGCUACAAGUACAACCCCCCUGACCACGAGGUGGUGGCUAUGGCGCGCAAGCUGCAGGACGUGUUUGAGAUGCGCUUCGCUAAGAUGCCCGAUGAGCCGGUGGUGGUCGCCCAGCCUCCUCCUCCUGCUGCUCCUGCUCCUGCUGCUGCUCCUGCUGCUGCUCCUGCUGCUGCUCCUGCUGCUGCCCCUGCUGCCGCUCCUGCUGCUCCUGCUCCUGUGGCACCCGCCGCCGCCGCGACUGCCGCCCCCACGGCCGCCCCUCCGCCGCCUGCCCCCGAGGUCGUGGUGCCCUCGUCCAGCGAGAGCAGCAGCCCCAGCACCUCGGAGAGCGACAGCUCGGACGAGUCUGAGAAGGAGAGAGCCAAUCGGCUCGCCGAGCUGCAGGAGCAGCUGAAGGCACUGCACGAGCAGCUGGCCUCGCUGUCCCAGGCGCCCAUCUCCAAGCCCAAGAAGAAGAAGGAGAAGAAAGAGAAGAAGAAGAAAGAGAAGGAUCGCGAGCGCACGGAGAAACCCCGCAGGAAGGAGGAGGGCGCUGAAGAGGACGACAAGAAGCUUAAGCUGCAGAAGAACAAGCCCCUGGGUCAGCCGAAGAAGCCAGCGGCAAAGCCCAACAGCAACAGUGGCAAGCCUCCAAAGAAGCUCAAGUCUGGCGCUCUGCAGUUUGAAUCCGAGGAGGAGGCGCCCCUGAGCGAAGAUGCCGGCGGUGUUGGCGUCGGCAGCGGCGUCAUCAGCGGCGGCGUCAUCGGCGCCGUCGCCGCCAUUGGCGCCGGCGGCGUGGAGGACUCGCAGCCCAUGACCUACGACGAGAAGCGGCAGCUGAGCCUGGACAUCAACAAGCUGCCGGGCGACAAGCUGGGCCGCGUGGUGCACAUCAUCCAGGCGCGCGAGCCCUCGCUGCGCGAGUCCAACCCGGACGAGAUCGAGAUCGACUUCGAGACGCUCAAGCCGUCGACGCUGCGCGAGCUCGAGCGAUACGUCGUGUCGUGCCUGCGCAAGAAGCAGCCCAAGCCCUUCUCAAAAAAACGUAAGCGGAGAGAUUCCGAUGACAAGAAGGAUGCAGACAAGCGGUUACUGGACCCGAGUGGGCACUUCAUGAAAAAACCCCAAAAAGAGCGGAGGGACCCCAGCGCGGAGGGAGUCGGCGCCCCUCGGCUCAGCGGCAGCUCGAGCAGCUCGUCGGGCUCAGAGAGCAGCAGCGAGAGCACCAGCUCUUCGGAGAGCGACUCCGAGACAGGUCACUGCGACGGCCUCACUCGCAGCGGAAUGACGUUUCUCCUCCGAGAAAUGACUGCCAAGGUAAUGCCGGCCAUACAGGCAGGUGGCGUCGACCUGGAUAUGAUGCAGGUGAACCACAUGGCCGAUUUGAAGGCGUGCGAUCCAUCUCCCGAGGCGGGUCCCCAGAUGCAGUCGCUGCUGCCCAACGUGUGCUGCCUGGAGGGGCUGUCCAGCUUCAGCAAGUCGGUCAUCCAGCAGCCGCUGCCAUCGCCGCUCGCUGACGCCAUGCCCUCGGGUUUUCCUGGGGUGCUGUCACACCAGCCGGAGGCCGAUGCUCCGAUGACCAUGAAGCAACAUCUGCAGCAGCAACAGCAGCAGCAGCAGCAACAGCAGCAGCAACAACAGCAGCAGCAGCAGAAAGUAUAUGGGCAGUCGCUGCCACAACCUUCAGAACAGCAGCUCCUUUCACCGGGCAACAUCAUCCAGCCCACACAGCUUUUCCCGCACUCACUGUUGCAGCAGCAGCAGCAGCAGAUGCAGCAGCAGCAGCCUCCGCAAAUGCAGCCGCAGCAGCAGUUCAUGUUCCCCACCUUUGCUUCGUUGCCACAUCACCACAUGCAGAACUCUUCUCAGCAGCAGCAGCAGCAACAGCAGCAGCAGCAGGCGAGAGUGCAAGCGAUGAUGCAGGAGAUGUCAUUCCACGCUCAGAGCCACGCUCACCAUGGCUUCCACCAGUCCAUGCCGUCACCGCACCAGACCCCUCUGCAGUCGCCACCGCAGCAGAGAGCCCUGCCGCACCUGUCGCCGCAACAGCAGCAGCAGCAUGGAGUGGGUAGACCAUCAGCCCCGCACAGCACGCAGGUGCCAGCGCAUCAUCACAUGGGGCGGCCGCCUUCACCGCAGCAUCACAUGCUGCACUCUCUGCCUCCUCCUCCUUCGCAGCAGCAGCACCAUCACCAGCAGCAGCAACAGCACCACCACCAGCAGCAGCAGCACCUCCACGUGAUGCAUCGACCUCACCUGUCCCCGCAGCACGGCUCGCCGCCGGAACUCUCGCCACAGUACCCUUCCCCGCAGGCACAGCCACGCAUGCAGCAGUCGCCGAUUUCACAGCAGCAGCAGCAGUCACGCGUCACCCCCUCGCCACAGCAGCAGCAACAGCUUCAGCAUCAAAACGCCGUUGUGCAGCAACAGCGAGGGCAGCUGCAGCAGCAACAGCAGCAGCAGCCGCCACAGAACGUUUACUCGCGCAUGCAGCAGCAGUCGCCUCAGCAGCAACAGCAGCAGGGGCGGCCCAUGCAGCAGCAGCAGCAGCAGAGCGGUCGAACUCCUGCACAGUACCAGCUGCCGCCACAAGCAGCUGCUCAGCACCUGCAUGGGAUGGCUGGGCGAGGGGUCGGUGUUAAACCGCCGCCUCAACAGCAGCAGCCUCAGCAGCAGCAUCAGCAGCACCCUUCACCGAUGUCGCCUCCUCAGCCUUCGCCACCAGCCUGGGCUCAGCGCUCUCCACAGCAGAGGUCGCAGCAGCAACAGCAGCAGCAGCACCAGCAAAUACCACCUUCCCCGCAGCAACAGCAGCAGCAGCAGCAUUUCCAGCAGCCGCCGGUGUCGUCAGCGCUGCGUUCGGUGCAGUCGCCGCCACCUCCGCCGCAGCCGGUGUCGGCGGCCGCGCAGUUUGCUGCUCCUGGUCAGAGGCAGCUCCUCCACCAGCCCAGGGCGCAGCAGGUCAUCCAGCACCACCAGACGGGGCCGCACCAGCCGCAGACUGCCAGCAAGCCAGCCCACCCGGUGUCCGUGGCUGGCCACCCCUCGCCACAGGCGCAGUCCCCGCUGUCCCAGCCGCACCAGGUGCGCGCCAGCCCCGGCGGGCAACGCAUGAUGCCCCCGGGGGGCCUCCGCGCCGGCGGGCCCGAGCCGCUGGGCGCCCCGCGCGCCGCCUACCUGGGCGAGGAGGAGCGGCGCUCGCCGGCGCUCCGCUCCGACGCGCCGGCCGCCCACCUGCCACAGAUGCACCCCGGCGGCACGGACAGGGGCGAAGGCCACAAGCCGCCCGGCAUGCACAAGCCCGAGCGAGAGCUGCAGGAGCGGGGACCCGUUGCCAGCAUGCCCCCUGGACAGCCGCCCCCCCAGGCCCUCAACCUGAACCGGCCCAAACAGCAGGACCCCAAAAUCUCCGUUGCUCCAAAAAAGCGAGGAGCGCCGUCCUGCCCACAACAGGACCUGCGCAUCAAGAACAUGGGCUCCUGGGCCAGCCUGGGCAAGGCGCCGGCAUCGUCGGGCAGCGGCGGCGCCAAGACCAGCAGCGACAGCUUCGAGCAGUUCCGGCGUGCGGCGCGGGAGAAGGAGGAGCGCGAGCGUGCUCUCAAGCUGCUGGAGGAGCAACGGCGCAUGCAGAUGGUGCAGGCGGAGCGCGAGCGGAUGCGCCUCGAGCAGGAGCGGCAGAGGGAGCGCGACGAGGAGGAGGCGCUCGAGCGGGCGCAGCGUGCGCAGGAGGAGGCGCUGCUUCGGAGGCAGCACGAGGAGCAGGUGGCGGCGCAGGCGGCGCAGGCGGCGCAGGAGAUGGUGGCCCGCGAGCAGGCGGCGCAGCAGUCGGCGCAGGCCGCGCGCGACCGCGAGCUGGCGCGCAAGCGGGAGCAGGAGCGCCGGCGGAGAGAAGCGCUCACCGGGACCAUUGAUAUGAACCUUCAGAGUGACAUCAUGGCCAGCUUUGAAGAGAACCUCUUUUGAAGGAGCCCUUGCUGAACUGCUACAGAGUUAUACGACAGACUACAAUUAUUUUUUACUAUUGGGUGCGCCGUGUUGACCUCGUGUAAACAGGAAAGGGGGGUCGUUUAACGGUCUGCAAUUUCCUAAACACAACAAAAUAAACUUAAGUGCUCGCGAGGACUCUGUUUGACCGUGCCAGGACAACAAGGUGAUUUUAACGUCCCCGACCCACCUCCCCUCUCACCCGCUGUCCGGUGUCCAGUCAUCGUUUAGCUUCGUCACUUAGGUUUAUGCUUCCACAUCGUAGCGGAGUUAACGUUUGUUGGGCUUUUUGUUUCGGACGUGCGAGCACGUUGCGCGAAUGACACUUGUAAAUAUAUACGAAACGGCCGCGCUAACCACACGGAGGGUCGGUCAUGGGCCCCCCCCCGCCAGCUGGCGAUCGCCGGCGUUGUUCGGCCAGUGGAAUCGUCGCCGCGGUGGUGGAAAUGAAGCGUUCUUCGCGUGUACAUUUGUGAACUUGCCUCGGGAGGGGUCUGAUGGCGUGAAUGUUUUACAGUACAAGUGCUAUUUUACACGAUAGCUGUAGGGUAGAAGAUUUGUGUAUCCGUAAUUUCAUUUGAUGACAGUUUAUUUAUACAUUUCCUUUCAGACCAGGUUAACAAAUCUGUAAGCUUGCGUGACGGAUGCAUACUUAACGAUUUGAACUUUACCUAUCCGAGCUGCAUUUUGAUUAAAAAAAACCGGGAUGACUUGCAUUAAUGUAAAUCUCACUUGGUGGGCCACUGACAGUAAAGGAAUACACAACACCGUUGCUGUAUUGUCAACACGAACAGGUGUUUAUGGUGAGAGGACAAUUGCAUCCACCUGUUGGUAAUAGAUAGACUAUAUUAGUCGCGGAGGGAAAAGCUAUUCACUCAUCCCCGUCCACCUUUUACACGGUAUGGAAGAAAGAAAGCGCGGAAGGUUCACAGUUUUUUUUGUUUUUGUUCGCCGAGGAAGGAAAGGAACUGACGGGGGACGGCUUGUUACUUUGCGGUGUUUGAAAGCAUCGGAGCGGUUGCUGUCCACUGCAGCAGGGUGCUGAAUCCUGCACAUGUGAAUUUGUGGCAAACACUAUUGUAGAGUGACUGUGCCUGCCGGGUGGGUGGGUGGGUGAGCGGCAGAAGAAGACUAAGAAGAAACGGUGGUGGUGGCGGCGGUGGCGGCGGCGGCGGCGGUAGCGCGAACACAACACAAGGCAUAGAAAAUCCGUCAGCAUUGCAUCACUGUGUAUAUCAUGUAGUACAAAACGUUGCCUUCGGCUUAGCUUGUCAUUUUAUCCGUGUAGGUUGGGUCACCGAGGGCUGGGAUUGUGUGUGUGUGUGCGCGCGCGUGCACACGCGCGCGUGCCCUGUUGUGAAAGCGCGCGUGCGCGGUAGCUUAUGCACAAGGGUCGUGUGCAUUCACGCAUUUGUACAUGUAAAUAUACGCUUAGUUUCUGAGAUUAAUGUUGCGUUGUAUUGAGAUUAUAGGGAAAACAAAUAUCUACGAAAAACGAAAUGGGGUGGGGGGGGGGGGUGCGCAGCGAUGGGCUCUACUCAAGGACACUGAGUUUUUAUUUUCCCCGCACUCGCCGAGUUUCAACGUUGAACUUGUGCUGUCUCGCAGCGUCUCUGUUAACCCUCCUUCCUGAUGUGCCAUUGGCUGUCGACGCUGCGUUGCGGACACGCUUAUGCCGUCGCAAUCCCAGCCUGGUUCAAAGCAAGACGAGAACACAAGUGACAUUAUGCUAGAGAAAUGGGAUACAAAAAAAAUACAAGAAAAGUAUUUUUUUUUAUUUCGGGGGGUGAAAUUAUUUCCAUCGUUAUCGACUAAACUGCCAUUUUGUGUAUAUUUUGUGUUCAACCUUGGAAUUUCCCAGGCAUGUAAUGCAUUUUUAAAAAAAAAUCUUGCUAGUGGCUUAUAUUGUUUUAAAAAAAAAUCAUUUUUUUGCCCCCUUUCCAUUUUUGUUUUUUUUAUAUAGAAUUACAGAAGACGACUGGCUUUCCAGUAAAUUGUACGUGCAAGUGUAUAUAUGUUUAUGUAUUUACAAAGGGAAUGUUUUACAAUUUGGCUGUGUUUUACUUGUGCCAGGGGGAAGCAGUCCAGGCCUCCGAGAACAGGAGGCAGGCGGGCUCCCCUGCUUGUCGGUUCGUAUUUAAUGUCGGUGCGUUAAGGUGUUGGCUACGUGGCACAGCGAUUGUGGUGUUAAAUCUCAGUUACUGUUCAUGACUGGUUUCUCUGCCGGAAGUCCGAGAAGGAAAAUUGAUUUCGUGUAUUUUUUUUUGUUUCUCUCUCUCGCUCACAGUUUUAAGAUUUUAAAUGAUAUAAUUUUCUUUGCUGUACGUUUUUGUGUUUUUAUUUCCUUACACGUUUUUUGUUUGUUUUGUUUAUAUAAUGUUAUCAUUCAUUUACCACUGGGUCUUAACCAAAGACGUUUUUUUCGAUUUUUUCUUUUUUAAAUAAUUCCCAUUAAUGGCUUGGUGAGAGAGCGUCCGUCGGUGAGGCGUCGAGUGUUAAGCGACGUAGCUAGUGUCCUCUGCAUAUCGCGACGGGCCGAGCAGCAGCGCCGUGGAAGGGGGUGCGCGUUGCUCCAUGGCCCUCGAUUCACGGCCUUCCGAGCACCACGGGCACAGCGGCCAGAAGAAAUACGUGAACACCCCCCCCCCCCGUUCCAGUGUUUGUAAGCUCGUCUCCCCCCCACAAAAUGGUAUUUAUUUAAUCGGGGGCUUAAUUUUUUGCCGGGUUUAUCCCGCGUCGGCAACCCGGAAUAUGUUAUAUUCCCGCACGCCAGCCGGUGCACCACAUCCAGUAUACCUCGUCGCUACGGCUUUGGCUACUGUAGUCGCGUGCCACCUCUCCAGUCUAUUGCGAGCGAGCCCUGGGGGCGCGGGGAUGGGGGGGUUGUCCCGUGAGAAGUUGAGCCAUCUGCGUCUCGCAAAGCAGCGGCGGCUCCAGCCAAGCACAGUCCUCUUCCGCGUCUCGCCACGACCACUGCGCGUCCGCCCCUACUUGAUAUAACGGAAUCCAGCCUCUCGAGACGCGCGCAUCGCAUUGUUGUAGUUUGCCUGUCACUGGCUUUUGCGCAAUUCGCGUGGCGGCAAUCAGUUUGGCGGAGCGACGGGCUGUCCUUUGCACGUGAUGACUGACAGGGGAUGUGCGAGACUGCUGCUGCUGCUGCGUGUGUUUCGUCUCUACAAUGAGAGAGGGAAGACAUGCCCGCGCGAAAAAACAAACGAUUAAACUGAUCCCCCCUCCUCCCGGACCGCCACUACCAAAUAGUCGGAAGUCGCCAGCAGUGUUUGAAUUCGCAGAGUAUAUUUUCUACGUUUAAAAAAAAAACUUGCAUGCGACGGCGCACAGAAAUCUACGCCAAUAGGGGGGCGGGGGGGCGGAAGGUGGGGUGUGCAUGUCUCCAUUAAACAAGUCUGUUUUCUACUCCCAAGCGAUUGCAAGAGGAGGCAGUGACGUGCAAUGGCGAAAUGGGCGAAUUGAUUGGAAUGUCUGGCCAGCAACGAACGCGUCAACAACUCUGUGGCUUUUAUGAGUCCCACGCCUGUGAUUUCCCGACAGGUGAUGUGACCAGGUCUGUGCGGACACAUUUGAACUCGUCGGGUGCUUAACUCGGUUAGGGUUCUUAUCUUGUGGAUAUGAUCCCAACCGCCGGCUGAAGUGCUCAAAGAAAUAAAACACGAGUCCCUCGGAACUGACUUGGCACAACGAUUCAGCCUGUCCACGAGACGGCGUCGUCUGUACGAGAUGUGUAGUGAUGGGACUUUAUUACAUCCCCCCCACCCCGUUAGCGAUGUGCAGGAGACCCAAAUGCCUGCCUUUUGGAAGCGCUCAUUUCAAGAGAAUGCCCUUCAGGCAUCUGCCCCGUCCUGAUAAAAGAUUGUCCCUAUAAACCAAAACUAACAUUUGACCCGCAUGCACGUUGGUAUACAAGAAAAUACUGUUAUACAUCUGAGUUCAGUAUAUAUAUGCGGGUAUGUUACAGCAACAAAUGCUUAAUUUAAAAUGCAGUAGAAGAUGCGUUAUUAUUUCUGUGUUUAACCGCUAAACCUUUGUUAUGUUAAGUAUUUAAUAUCAGUGUAACGUUAAUAUAAAACAAACAAAAAAAGCCAUAAUUUAAAUAUUCCUUCAAAGUUCACGCGCGAGUUGUAGUUCUAUGGUCGGCAUUGCCCGUCACUGGAUUCGGCAGUAUUGUAUCCAGCUAAGGGAGGGGGAGGAGGGGAAGCAUCAUUGUCAAUUGGCUCUUGUGGAAACUUGCUGCAAGGGGGGAAAUGCGUGUAAAGUAUAUUCAACAAAUCACACACGCUCACCAGCAACACGUGCGUAGGUUAUUCUCGUAAACCUGCUGAGUGUACGGAGAAAGUAUGCCUUUUAAUGGCUUGGUGCCGGCUAUUUAAGACUAUAAGUAUAUGUACGUACAGUAUAUAUAAUUAUGGGUAUUGCGGAGGGGUUGGGGCGGGCCGCGUGUUGGUCACGUGUAGGAAAAAAAAUCAGCUGCUGCUUUGUAAAUUGGCGUCACUUUUAUAAUACGUUAUUCUCAUCAUCCGUCAUGAUCGAUCCACUGCUGGAUGGAGGCGCCCCCAAGUCGUUUUUCUAAGUCGCAAACACAGGUACACCCACGUUUUCGCAGCUGCAUUGCGUUUAUGAAGCACACGGCAGAGGACUUUAAGAACUGUUCCCAAAUAAAAGCAAGAGAAACCAUUUCGCCCAUCACUGAAUUAAUGGUCAUGGUCUAACAAAAAAACCCCAAUACGGCCACGUGCAGCUUUUUGUGUGUGUGUGGGUGGGUGCGGACGUGCGGGCGGGGGGGGGGGUUGCUGGUCUGGACAAGGCUGAGAUCAUUGUACAAGCAAUGUGGCAGGUCACAUGGCAACGCAAGGUGUGAUGGGAGUUGUGCCUUCCUGCUGUUCGCACAGCUUUGCGUGUGUUCAGUCUCGUCGUGCGCUGCCGGGGCGCACAGCCGGGCAUGCAUCCCCCCACCCCCGGUUCUGAUGGUGGGGUGGGCUUCUCAUCAUUUACACUGUCGUUGGAUUUGCAGCGCCACAAAUAAGUUCACUAAUCCGGCCAUUCUACCGUCCAUCCAUCCGCGGCGAGCAUUUACAAAGACAGCAGCCCUUUAUAUAUUAUGUACUGUGUAUGUAAGUGCUGGCUGUGCGCGGCCUGCCAAAGUGAUUUAAUGAUUAUUAUUUUAACUAAACAAAAAUUAUUGUUGUUGGUGUUGCUGUAUUGGCAGAUAAACGAGGAUGUUUCGUUCACCUUGUUUCACGUUAUUAAUCGCCCAAGCGAGUGCUGCCAACGUAGCAGCAGGUGCAAUGAGUACGCGCACACACACUCGCACACACGCGCACACACACCGACGGUAUGUUAAAAACGUUAGCUGCCCGCGACUGGCACUAACUCAUCAAUGACGCACGCUCACGAAGCCCAAUUAUCUCACCGAUUAAUUUAUUAUUCCUCCUUUCAUCGGACACACUUGUUUUAAAUUAUAGGAUAACAAUAUAUAUGCUAACGUGAACAUAGACGGGACUUUGUAAUUUAUACUCCUUUUGGAGAGGUCCUGGUUACUGCUUAGUAAGAAAGCGGCGGCUCCGUUCAGUCUCACGGGAAUGUUAAGGGGCGCACGUGAUGCGAAUGCCGUGUGCGAAACUCUCCCUCGCCACUGCCUUCAUUGUCCACAAUGUUACCGAUGGCCGUGGCUUUUCAUCAUCAUCAUCACCACCACCAUUAUCAGCACCACCGCCACCAUCAGCAGCCGUGAUAAUCCCACUGCUGGAUGGAGGCAUCGCGAUCCUGCGACACGUGGACUGUUUGCGUCGCUUGAUCGUGAAAAAAAGAGAUGGAUUAUUUUUUAAUGGUUUGGUAAAACCGUUUCCCCCUGUUUUUAAGAUUUGAAUCAAGCCACUUGCUUUUACGCCUCCCCUUGCCCGUUAAUAAUUUUUUGACUAUAGAAUGUGUCAGUAUAUUAUUGUAUAGUCAUCAUCGUCGUCAUUAUCAUCUUUGCGUUGACGUGCAGUACGUUGUAGUUGGUAUUCUAGGUGAUUUUAAUUCCCGUAACUCUUUCCCUCCCGUUUUCUUUUUGACUUGGCAUAUUCACAGUUGUGCUGGGGCCUGUGGUUUUUUUUCUUUUUGUUUGACAAAUUCAUACGACACGGUUUCGUUAUUUUGUUUCGCAUCGGGUUUACGCAAUCGCUCCCCUCCCUCUCCGCCUCCCCCUUUCUGUAAAUCGUACAUACAAUGGAGUUGGUAAAACGAAAAUAUACGUAUUCAUCCACUGAG